Fragaria vesca subsp. vesca is the source of this 2414-nucleotide messenger RNA. RefSeq lists its product as uncharacterized. The transcript has 14 exons. NCBI's taxonomy places the organism in Eukaryota, Viridiplantae, Streptophyta, Magnoliopsida, Rosales, Rosaceae. Bases 97 to 2196 code for a protein of 699 amino acids. Gene Ontology annotation, biological process: RNA processing. The record is from RefSeq and is a predicted model, not a curated record. Gene Ontology annotation, molecular function: nucleotidyltransferase activity; RNA binding.
AACGGCAAAAGAAACCAAAAUUUGAGAGGCGGGUAGGGCAAGGCAAAGCAAAGCACGCCAUGACCGUAAUACUACUAUGAUACUCGAUAUAUUCCGAUGGCGAUAACAUCCCUGCGAGGCAACAACACCCCCUUCUUCUUCUCUCGCCUCAAACUCCUACUCAACCACCAACAGAGACUCGCCCACGCAUUCUCCGAAGCUCCUCAGCCCCGCCCCAAAAUGGUUCCUGAAGAAGGGUUGAUUGACAUGUCGAAAUGGAAGAAGAUCGAUUCCAGGGUGUUUGGGAUAACACGGGCCAUGAUUCCUGAUUCCUCUUAUCAUGUAUUGAGAAUACUCCGCGGAAGAGGGUUUGAAGCCUACUUAGUGGGCGGAUGCGUGAGGGAUUUGAUCCUGAAAAGAGUUCCGAAAGAUUUUGAUGUGAUCACCACAGCUAAUCUUAAAGAGAUCAAGAGGCAAUUCCAUCGUUCACGAAUUGUUGGACAUCGAUUUCCGAUAUGUAUGGUGAAUAUUAAAGGGUCGUGGAUAGAGGUGUCUAGUUUUGAAACGGUGGCAAAUAACCACUCUGACAAAGAAGUUACAAUCUCUGAAAUUCCAAAAGGCUGUGGCAAGAAAGAUUUCAUCCGCUGGAGAAACAGCAUGCAUCGGGACUUCACAAUUAACAGUUUGUUCUUCGAUCCUAUAUCAAAUAAAAUCUAUGAUUAUGCGAAUGGAAUGGCAGAUUUGAAUUCCUUAAAGCUACGAUCGUUGGUCCCGGCCAAGUUGUCAUUUAAAGAGGAUUGUGCAAGAAUCUUGCGAGGCUUAAGAAUUGCUGCUCGUCUGAGAUUGUCAAUUUCAAAAGAAACUGAGACAGCAAUACAUAAGUGUUCUUCAUCAAUUUUGACAUUGACUACGAGUAGAAUUAUGAUGGAAAUGAACUAUAUGCUUUCUUAUGGAGCUGCUGAACCAUCUCUCUGUUUGCUUUGGAGAUUCAAUCUACUCAAACUUCUACUUCCAAUUCAUGCAGCAUACUUAGAUCAACAGAGUAUUAGGAAGUUCCCUCAGAAUUCCACGAUGUUGAUGAAACUAUUCUCAAAUUUGGAUAAAGUUGUCACAGUUGAUCGCCCAUCUGACUGCAGUUUAUGGGUAGCUCUUUUGGUGGUUCACAUGGCACUGGUUAGUCACCCUCAAGACGCUCUUGUGGUGUUCUCCUUUGCUUCUAUCCUGUAUCAUGGGGGAUGUGAAAAGGGUCUUAAAUCUGCUAGAGACGAUGCUCAAGUGACAGUUGACUAUUUACCAGAGAUCUCCAUUCCAUCUGCAUGUAAAUCAGAGGAACAGCUUGAAAAAGAAGUUUCCCGAUUUGCUUCUCUUGUUUUAGAUUCUAUUGCUGCUCUUACUGCAACUGAGAGUCUUGUCGAAGGGAUGUCUAAGUAUCCUGAAACUCCAUGCUCCGGGGUGGUAUUUGUACCAAAGAGAACUGCCCAAGGUGUUGCUGAAAUUUUUAGAGUUCUGGCAGAUGACAUCAAAUCUUACAAUACAAAAAGAAAAAGCUAUGUGAUUGAUUACCCUUUACUUCAGAAAGGUUUUCUGUGUGAGACUAGUUUUGUGCUUGGCAAAAUUAUUUUAGAAACCAUGGGAAGUGGAAUUUUGAAAGGAGAGGAAGUUGUUCAGGAGGACUAUGGACACCUUGAGCAGGAGAGCAUUAAGGAAAAGUGCAACAAGGGUAAAAAACGUGUCCAUAAAUCCGAUACUCCUGAAUUAAAACAAGAGUCUGCAAAGGAACGUAAGUUGAUUGAAAAGAAAUGCAGAGUUUUGAAGGAAGAGAUGGAUAUUGAAAAGCCAGAGGUUCUCGAAACAUUAUCACCUGAGGAAGACAUUUUUUCAGUUCUGGGACCUGUAGAGAAAAAACAUAAAUCAGGGAUUAACGGCCAGAGUAAGCGGAAGAUGGAGAAGGAGCGGCAGUGUAUAUCACCGGAUAAGACAAUGAAGCAGCAAAUAAAGACAGUCAAGAAGAACAAUUUGAAUCAGAAGGAGACGUUAAACUUGGAGACCAUACUAGAGGACAUCAGUGAAAAUAUUCCGGAAGACAGACAACUAAGAUACACGGAGAAUGGCAGGCUAUCUAGUCUGUUUAGCGGUGAGAAGAUACAGAAACGCAAAGAAGCAGCAGACAAGGGGGAGAAAAGCAGCCGACCUCAACUAUCUAGUCUCUUCAAGUAAACAUAAUUUCCCAAGUGACAAAAUGACAUGUAUGUUUAGAAGAUCUGUAGGAGCCAGAGACGUAUCCUCAUACCCCAGAUUUUUCUCAUUGUAACAUUCAUUCUUCAGGUUUAGCACUUUUUGAAAUAGGCUUAAGGAAUAGCUUGUACUACAAAAUUUUGUAUUAUUUAUCAUAUGAUUGCUGGCGCUGAAUGAAGUGGAAUCUUGCUUUCUUAGUU